UAUUGCACAAAAGACUAACAUUGCAACGUUUUAAAUCGCAUUUUCAAUUUUGAAACGAAACAAAUGAAGAGAAUAUAAUAAUCGAUGAGCCAGCUGUUCUCGGCCACAGUACAAUAAUGAAGCUGAAGCUUGCUGUUGUUUUCGUGACCAUUUCACUCUUGGCGUUAGCUCAAGGUUGUGGUGAUAAAAAACCUUCGCCGAAAGGAAAAACCCCACAGUGUAGCGCAGCAACAUCACCAAAGCCACAUAAAAAAGACGGACAUCAUGAGAAAGAUCAUCAUGGAAAUAUAAAAAAAAUCAUUAUCAUCAGAGAGAUCGGUAAGAUAAAAGUGCCAUUCUAUCGAGGGGGUCACCAUGGAGGGGGUCAUGGAACUAGUUCCAGUUCAAGUUCCAGCUCUAGCGGUGACCAUAAAGGAAAACAUAGGAAACAUGGAAAACACGGGAAAGAUGGCAAAGAUGGCAAAGAUGGCAAAGACGGCAAAGAUGGAAAACACGGAAAACAUGAAAAACAUGGCAAGGAUGGCAAGGAUGGUAAAGAUGGUAAAGACGGCAAAGAUGGAAAACACGGAAAAGAUGAAAAACAUGGCAAGGAUGGCAAGGAUGGCAAGGAUGGCAAGGAUGGCAAGGAUGGCAAAGCUGGUAAAGAUGGCAAAGAUGGGAAAGGAGGAGGAAAGGGCGAGCCUGGUCAUCCAGGUGAGCCAGGUAAUCCGGGCCAGCCAGGACAUCCAGGAGGUGGCCAUGGAGGGGCUGGAGGUAAUGGAGGAUCUGGUGGGGCUGGAGGUGAUGGCGGCAAAGGAAAAAAAAUUAAACACGGAAAAAAACCACCGCUUUGUAAGCGUAAAAAGGCCAAAUGUAAUUGUGAAUGCCGUUGCAGAGAUUUCGAGCAUUUAGGACCACAUGAUGCUUAAUGAGUAGACUUCUGCCAGUCAAUUAGAUAUUACAAGCCCCAGUAGAUGACUGCAGACAAUGUUUAUUUCUAUUUUAUUAAUUUCUAUUUUGUUCGCAUAUUCCAGUGUCUUACUUUUCUGUUCAAACUAUUCAUAAUUUAUAAGUCUAAAUAAAUAUCAAGCAGUUUAUGCAUAAGUGAUAUAAGUGA
Molecule: messenger RNA, 1096 nt
Organism: Sitodiplosis mosellana (orange wheat blossom midge)
Lineage: Eukaryota; Metazoa; Arthropoda; Insecta; Diptera; Cecidomyiidae
Product: collagen alpha-1(XXI) chain-like
Exons: 6
Coding region: 117-908 (263 amino acids)
Source: RefSeq, a predicted model, not a curated record